Molecule: messenger RNA, 1312 nt
Organism: Drosophila guanche
Lineage: Eukaryota; Metazoa; Arthropoda; Insecta; Diptera; Drosophilidae
Gene: geko
Exons: 3
Coding region: 300-941 (213 amino acids)
Source: RefSeq, a predicted model, not a curated record
UACAACAAGCCAUAUGCUAUAUGCGCUUGAAUGCCAAAUUUAAUUGCCGCCGCUCUUUGCAUGUUCGACUAAAAAUAUAAAAACAUUGGAAAAGUGCGACUUUCGUUUUUCCAUCGACUUUCAUUUCGUGCGCGCAGCUCAACGUUUCGCUUGCCAUUGAAAAAAGUGUCAAAAUAAAGGUGCUAACAUAUCGAAAAUAAAUCAAGUCAGUCAGUCAAUCCGUCGAGCUAAAAUAUAUAACAUUUUGAUUGAAUUGUGCAACGUGUUUGAGUGAAUUUAUCGUGAACGCUUUUUGGAUUAUGGCCAUCAUGGACACCGCCUGGCGUUGCCGUCUGAUGAUCUUUGGUAUCGUUUCCCUGCUGCUGGUGGGCGAUCUCUUUGGCUAUGGCGGCGGCAUGAAGUCUGACCACAGCGAUCCCCAUUCGGUGGGCGUACGCAGCGCUGCUGCUGGUGCGGCCAGAGCUGGUGGCGGCGUUGGUGUCCCCACGGGUCCAGCGGCUGCGGCAGCCAGCAAGUUCCAGCAGUCGAAGAGCGCCGAAAUCGAUAUAACCGAAGAGCACGACUUCAAUGAGUUUUCAGCGGCAGCUGCCCUCAAGCCAGGCAUGGCUGUGGUGACUGGUGCCAGCCUGAAGACCAAAUCCCAGCUGACGGACACCAUCAAGGAGUCCUGUCUGCCCAAAAUGUUGUGCGAACUGGCCUCGAAGCCAGAGUAUCAGCUCAGCGAGAAGGAGAGAGAGCUGCUACGACUGAUUAGAUCACCGACAAUGCCCUGGAUGAUGAAUAUGCCGCCGAGCAAAUGGUAUUUUGCCGCCCACAUGGGUGAACUGAUGCGCCACACGGGAGACAAUCUGAGCGGACCCAUGGGCUGUGCCAAUUUGUGGCCCAAUUGCCCGAUCAGCUCCAAGAAGCUCAUGAAGCUGAGCUACAAAGUCAGGGUCUAGGCCCAACACGUGUUGUGAUCUGAACUGCAAAUCAUUUGUCAUUCUGUCUAUAUUCUGUUUAUAUGCUAAGUAUUAGAGUUAGUUUGACCUCACCUCAGCUUUUGUACCAUAUGUUUUUUCACUGUCGCUUACCUUAUAAACCCUUCGACCCAUUACACCUUAAGUUUAUUUAGUAAACACUCCCAAGGCAUGACUGAUGUGACAAUAGAACUGUAUAGAACAGAAGGGCAAUCCGCCCUGUGGCUGCUGCUGUUAGCUGUGCGAGUCCUAGGCUUAGUCAAGUAGUUAAGUGUGAUGUGACUCUAGUCACAGUCUUAGGCAUAAGUUCGAUGCUCCUGUAAUUGUUAAUAAAUUACCAUUUAUUGUUCAUU